Sphaeramia orbicularis (orbiculate cardinalfish) is the source of this 1011-nucleotide messenger RNA. RefSeq names its product upper zone of growth plate and cartilage matrix associated b (gene ucmab). Bases 219 to 731 code for a protein of 170 amino acids. Gene Ontology annotation, cellular component: extracellular matrix. Lineage: Eukaryota; Metazoa; Chordata; Actinopteri; Kurtiformes; Apogonidae. The transcript is spliced from 5 exons. Gene Ontology annotation, biological process: regulation of osteoblast differentiation; embryonic skeletal system development. The record is from RefSeq and is a predicted model, not a curated record.
UGCUUAACUUGUGCAAAAGAGGCUUAGUGCUGCUCAGUAAAACUGACUUGGUACUGAAGCUCUCAGGUGGUCUAAUGAUUAUUUCUAGCGCUGUGUUUAUUAGAUAACUGCUGCAGUGUCUGUACUUAUGAGCGUUGUGCUGUCGCUUGCUGUUUGUUAUCAGAUCUGCAGGUCACUCCUCCUCUGACCAGCCUCCAGUAUUCCUCAGAUUCCAGCUGAUGCCCUCCCUCCAGGCUCCCACCUCUCACAUACUCACCCCUUCUUCUGUUCUGUCUCGCUCCUCAUAUCUCUACGACUGGGACACAGAGUUUAAGAUGAUGUCCUGGACCCGUGUAUCCCUCCUGGCUCUGCUUGCUGUGCUGUUUGCACUUUCCUUGUCUCCUGAGGCCGACUCUGCAGCUGUGCCCAGCAGCACAGGCAGCGUCAAGGAUCCACAAGGUCCUUUGAAGAGGAUCUUCAUGAACGAGGCUGAUGCCACAAAUUUCUUCAGGCGUAGAACCAGAAGGGGUGCGAAGUCUCAGGAUGAGAUUAACGCUGAGCAGAGGCAGGUUCUGGCUGCAGAUGAGAGGAAGAGAGAAUUUCACGAGGAGAAGAGGAAUGAGUUUGAGAGCUAUGCUGAAGAGGAGAAUGAUGAACAAAAUGAGAGGACCAGGGAGAGCACCGAGCAGUGGAGGGAGUUUCACUACGACGGGAUGCAUCCUCCCUACGAGUACAACCGUCACACCAUCUGAGACAUGACAGCAAUAAACAUGACACCUGAAGCUAACAAGAAUACAUCUUUAACCACAUGAAGAUCUUUUCUCUGUAGAACAUAGCUAAGAAGUUUGGAGUUGCUUUUGUGUUUGAUUUUGGUUUGACUUUCACAUUGUUAAGAGAUUCACAGACAAAGAGAGGGAAGAUGCAAAUCAUAAUUAAUCCAACAUUUAAAUAUUUCUUUUCUGCCAAUAACUGAAUUGGCACCUUUGAUAAAAUAGAUAAUCCAAUCUACAAUAAAAGUAAUAGUUCAUGUCA